UGGGAUCUAGGGAAGCUUUAAUUUAUUCCCUUUGAUACAAGUGAUUAAAUUGCCCCUUGGGUAGUUUAAAUUGUAAUUGCUGAGUAAAUACGUAUGUUUGUCAGAGUUUGAAGGUCAGACAUCGCUCAGGAGGUCAGGCCUUUGUUUGGCCACAGAGCGGGUAUUGUGAGCUGCUGAAAUACCACCUUUGCCGCCCACCUCCCUUCCCGAUGACCUCCGGCCGACUUCUGUCCACUGUAGAUCAAAGGCAGGUGGCACAGAAUGUGGCCCUGUACACAGGCGACCCCAACCUGGGGCUGGAGCUGUUUGAGGCAGCUGGAGACAUCUUCUUCAAUGGGGCCUAGGAGCGGGAGAAAGCCGUGUCCUUCUACCGGGACCGGGCCCUGCCCCUGGCAGUGACUACGGGCAACUGCAAGGCGGAGCUGCGGCUGUGCAACAAGCUGGUGGCACUGCUGUCCACGCUGGAGGAGCCCCAGGAGGGCUUGGAGUUUGCCCACAUGGCCCUAGCACUCAGCAUCACUCUGGGGUACCGGCUGAACGAGCGCGUGGCCUACCACUGGCUGGCCGCCCUGCACCACCGGCUGGGCCACGGCGAGCUGGCGGAGCACUUCUACCUCAAGGCCCUGUCGCUCUGCAACUCGCCGCUGGAGUUCGACAAGGAGACCCUCUACUACGUGAAGGUGUACCUGGUGCUCGGUGACAUCAUCUUCUACGACCUGAAGGACCCGUUCGACGCAGCCAGGUACUACCAGCUGGCACUGGCAGCCGCCGUGGACCUGGGAAACAAGAAAGCACAGCUGAAGAUCUACACGCGGCUGGCCACCAUCUACCACAACUUCCUCCUGGACCGCGAGAAGUCACUCUUCUACCAGAAGGCCAGGACCUUCGCCACAGAGCUCAACAUCCGCAGGGUCAACCUGCCUCCUCUGCCACUCUGCGGGUGGGCCCCCUGGUUGGCCCCCAGCCACCCUCGCUGAGGACAGCAUCCGAGGGAGUGGGUUUUGUGCAAGGAGGAUGGUCUCCUGCCUCUCCUGGUGUCUCCCGUGGCUCAUUUUCUGGGAAAUGGAGGCAUGAAAGCAGCGUUCAAAUAGCAAUAAAUUUUUUUUUUUU
Molecule: messenger RNA, 1110 nt
Organism: Macaca mulatta (Rhesus monkey)
Lineage: Eukaryota; Metazoa; Chordata; Mammalia; Primates; Cercopithecidae
Product: SH3 domain and tetratricopeptide repeat-containing protein 1-like
Molecular function (GO): protein binding
Source: RefSeq, a predicted model, not a curated record